ACCAACUACCUCCAAGUCCGGAAAUGAAACUACGUCACACAAACUUAAAACCUCAUACUCUCCGCCAAUAAUGAAGCUCUCCACUAAAAUUCUAAAAUCCCAAACAAAAUUCCAAAUUUUUCUCUCUGUAUUUCCAUAGUUCAUUUCAUCAAUCUUAUCCAACCAAUACAAUCUCUGUAAUUUUUUAAUUUAACCCCAUUAAUGGUGGUUGGAUAAACUUUGUCCACAAUCCCAAGAAACCAUUUCUCCCAAAAUCCUCACUCUUCGUUCUCUUCCUCUUCAGAAAUCCAGAACAAAAGUUUGGAUCUUUGGAGCUUGCAGAAACAAAAAUGUCGAAAAAACCAGAUGAAGUGUUGAUUGGGUCGAUUGACCAGGGCACCACCAGCACCAGAUUCAUAAUCUACGACCGUUCGGCCCGCGCUAUUGGGUCCCACCAGGUCGAGUUCACUCAGUUCUACCCGGAAGCCGGGUGGGUCGAGCAUGAUGCGAUGGAGAUAUUGGAGAGUGUGAGAGUGUGCAUGGCGAAGGCGCUGGACAAGGCCACAGCUGAUGGGCACAACGUGGACAGUGGGCUCAAGGCCAUAGGGUUGACCAAUCAGAGAGAGACAACUCUGGUUUGGAGCAAAUCCACUGGAUGUCCUCUCUACAAUGCUAUUGUUUGGAUGGAUGUCCGUACCAGUUCUAUUUGCAGAAAAUUGGAGAAAGAAUUAUCCGGGGGAAGAACUCAUUUUGUGGAAACAUGUGGUUUGCCCAUAAGCACCUAUUUCAGUGCAUUGAAGCUGCUCUGGCUGUUGGAAAAUGUGGAUAAGGUGAAAGAGGCUGUGCAAUCAGGGGAUGCUCUCUUUGGAACUAUAGACACUUGGUUAAUCUGGAAUUUAACCGGUGGUGUCAAGGGAGGAAUACAUGUCACUGAUGUCUCAAAUGCAUCGCGGACUAUGCUUAUGAAUCUCAAGACCCUUGAGUGGGAUAGUACCAUAUUGAAAACGUUAGGAAUUCCAGCUAAAAUUCUGCCCAAAAUUGUCAGUAACUCUGAGGUUAUUGGAAAAAUUAACACAGGAUGGCCAAUUACUGGUGUCCCAAUCUCUGGAUGUCUCGGUGAUCAACAUGCAGCAAUGUUAGGGCAAGCUUGCAGGAGAGGAGAGGCUAAAAGCACUUAUGGGACAGGGGCUUUCAUCCUUCUCAACACUGGUGAAGAGAUAAUUCAGUCAACGCAUGGGCUUCUAAGCACUUUGGCAUUCAAACUUGGCCCUAAAGCUCCGACAAAUUAUGCUCUAGAGGGAUCGAUUGCUAUUGCUGGAGCUGCAGUUCAGUGGCUUAGAGACAGUCUUGGGAUCAUUAAGAGCGCGAGUGAGAUUGAGGAUUUGGCUUUACAGGUUGAGUCCACAGGUGGAGUUUAUUUUGUGCCUGCCUUCAAUGGAUUAUUUGCUCCGUGGUGGCGUGAUGAUGCUCGUGGGGUUUGCAUUGGUAUUACAAGGUUUACAAACAAGGCUCACAUUUGUCGAGCAGUGCUAGAGAGUAUGUGUUUCCAGGUCAAAGAUGUGUUGGAUUCAAUGCACAAAGAUGCUGGGGAAAAGGGAGAGGCUAAGAACGAGAAGGGGGAAUUUCUGCUCAGAGUGGAUGGUGGUGCUACUGUUAAUAACCUUCUAAUGCAGAUUCAGGCGGACCUGUUGGGGAGCCCAGUGGUAAGACCAGCUGACAUUGAGACAACAGCUCUCGGAGCAGCCUAUGCUGCUGGAUUAGCUGUUGGUGUUUGGAGCGAAAAGGAGAUUUUCGCUUGUGAAGAGAGGACUAAGAAUUCCUCCAUUUUCCGUCCAAAAUUAGAUGAAGAGUUGAGGAAGAAGAAGCUGGACUCAUGGUUUAAGGCUAUUUCAAGAACCUUUGACCUGGCCGAUCUUUCACUUUGAUGUACUCUUCUCACUUCUUUUACCUUAAAGUUUUCUGUCUUUCUUUCUUGCUUAGCUUUGGGAUGAUGGGUUCUCCCUUGCGCAGAUUUCCAUAGGACAUAUGGGAGCAAAAUAAAUCGCAACUCGAGGAUCAAAUCUUUGUUUGCACCAAAUGCAGGAAUAUCCUGCCCCUGACAAUCUGCUCUUGACAAUAUAUGGUUCGUGGAUUGAUAUGUUCUUCCGUGUCCCUCCCAGUCGGCCCUUUCAGCGAUUUGAUUUUCUCAAAUCCAUCUGAUGCUUUCUACUUGUGUAGCAAGAAUGACAUAGUUUGGCUUCACAGAAAUAAUGUCAAUAGUUUUCUUAAGUGGAGGUAUUGAAUGUUUGGUUUCAAAGUGGUGAACUGCUUUUAGAAUUUCUUAGUUAAUACAGUAAUAUGAUAUGUACACAAAUUUCAGAAUAAAAAGCAGUCAUUAGUCCCGA
Messenger RNA from Pyrus x bretschneideri (Chinese white pear), 2363 nucleotides. RefSeq names its product glycerol kinase. Gene Ontology annotation, molecular function: glycerol kinase activity. Gene Ontology annotation, cellular component: mitochondrion. Gene Ontology annotation, biological process: glycerol metabolic process; glycerol-3-phosphate biosynthetic process; triglyceride metabolic process. The record is from RefSeq and is a predicted model, not a curated record. NCBI's taxonomy places the organism in Eukaryota, Viridiplantae, Streptophyta, Magnoliopsida, Rosales, Rosaceae.